Molecule: messenger RNA, 1392 nt
Organism: Moesziomyces antarcticus
Lineage: Eukaryota; Fungi; Basidiomycota; Ustilaginomycetes; Ustilaginales; Ustilaginaceae
Exons: 1
Coding region: 1-1392 (463 amino acids)
Source: RefSeq, a predicted model, not a curated record
AUGGCCGAGGCAGUAGGAUCGACGUCGGCGGCGGGGAGUGCGCGCAAGCGGGUGCGCAAGCGCACGCGCAAGUCCAAAUCCAACACUACUGCACACGAUGACUCGGACGCCGAAUCGCUCGACACACCGCACCACACCUCCGCACCCGUCACGACUACUCCUUCCGAGCCUGCACGGGUUGCUGCGGCAAGUGUACCUGCCCCUGCGCCUGUAGCUGUAGCUGCACCCAAGAAAAUGGCAAAGGUGGCGGAGGUGAACCCGCACAAGCCGUCGUUCAUUACGCGGCCGACUGCGCCGGGUGGACGGCGGUAUACAGUGUCGGUCGCCAUCCCGGGCUCGAUUGUGGUCAACGCGCAGUCGCCCGAGCUGCAAAGCCGGUUGGCGGCGCACAUUGCGCGCGCGUGUGCGAUAUUCAACGUGGACGAGAUUGUCGUAUUCGACGAGGGGGAUGUGCGCUCCAUUGACCCCGACGCGCAUGCGCAGCAGCGUCCUGCGCCGCGCGGCAACAAACGACGCUGGAGCGAGCCACAGUCCGCCCCACACGAGGGCGAGGGCGAGGGUGAGGAACAGCAAGAAGAGUCCGAAAACAAGGGCUUCGAUCCACAGACGUUCCUGGCGCGCGUGUUGCAGUACCUCGAGACGCCGCAGUACCUGCGCAAGGCGCUCUUCCCCAUGCAUCGCGAUUUGAGGCUGGCGGGUUUGAUGCCGCCACUCGACUGUCCGCACCACCUGCGCUUCGAGGACGAGUGCGAGUACCGCGAAGGCGUCACCGUCGACCCUCCCCACUGGGCCCGCGGAAGGGGUCAAGGUGUAUACGUCAACAUUGGACUUCGUGAUCCGAUCCAAGCCACUCUCCCCGGUGGUGUGCCUGCACGCGUGGAGACCGGCACCCGGGUCACGGUAAAGAUGCCCUACACCGUUCACGAGGCGGGCGAAAUCGUCUCUCCGCGCGAACCGGUGGAAAAGCUCGGUUGGUACUGGGGCUACACGGUCCGCCUCGCACCGUCGCUCUCGGCCGUGCUAACCGACUGUCCCUUUGGCAGCGAGUACGAUCUCGUCAUUGGUACUUCCGAGCGCGGGGUUUCGCUGACUGACCUCGCGCUCGCUACGAGCCAAGCUACACCGGUUGCCACGCCCGAGGGCCAGACCGUCCAGCCGCUGGCCAAACCCCAACAUGCGCUGAUCGUGUUCGGCGGUCUGAGCGGGCUGGAACUCGCGGUCGAGGCGGAUCAGGGCAUUCAGCUGGACAGGAACAAUGCGGCCGAGCUCUUCGAUGCCUGGGUCAAUGUCGUGGAUAAUCAGGGGUCUAGGACGGUCAGGUCGGAAGAGGCGAUCAUGAUCGCACUCGCGCGCGUCAAGCCGAUUCUAGACCACCUCGCCGCUGCAAAGUAG